This is a messenger RNA of Mesorhabditis spiculigera, 771 nucleotides long. Lineage: Eukaryota; Metazoa; Nematoda; Chromadorea; Rhabditida; Rhabditidae. The record is from the annotation of a GenBank genome assembly.
AUGACGUCCGGGGUCCCGCAGCCGCCCGUUCCAACCGGGGUGCAAACACCCACCAAUCCAGCCUUACCAACCCAUGGCUUUAAUUUAAAUCCCGCCUAUCGACCGGGCUUCUGGCACGCGAACCAAAUGAACGGACAGCACCAGCCGAACGGCCAAUCGGAAGGCGCCCAGCAGACCGAGAGCCGCCAAUCAGAUGGCACCCCGCCAGCCACCGCCGCCGCCCAGGUGCAGUCGUACAACCUGCAAGCCCAGUCGUAUUGGCACGCGCAUGCCGCCAAAUUCGCCCAGCAAGCCAACAACGGCGAUACGAAGCCCUUCGUUGCUGCAGCCGCAGCAGUGGCGGCAAAUGGUUUUGACAUGAUGUCGAUGCAAAACGCCGAAUCUCUGGUUAAUUAUGGAUUUACGCCGUAUGCGUAUCCGGCCGCCUAUCAACAUCAUGCAGCUUUUGGUUAUGGGUAUCCGGCAGCGAUGACCGGACUGGAUAUGAGUCAUCUUGACAUUUCAGAUGCCUCGGGCCUCGAUUGGACGGGAAACCACUCACAACGCAAGAAGCGAAAGCCCUAUACAAAAUAUCAGACGCUCGAGCUCGAAAAGGAAUUCCUCUACAACACCUACGUGAGCAAGCAAAAGCGCUGGGAAUUGGCGCGGAAUUUACAGUUGACGGAGCGGCAAGUGAAGAUCUGGUUCCAGAACCGACGGAUGAAGGAAAAGAAACAAAAACAUCGAAGCCAAAUGGACGGUGUUGUAUCCCAAUUGUGCCCAAGCCCUGAU